AUGAUUGAUCAUUUUUUUGAUGAAAGUAACCAUUUUAAGACAGCGGAUAAGGUUACUUGUGGAAAUUAUCAACCAGCAAUACCAUCAAAGAGCAGUGAAACUGAUUCUCCAACUGCUGAUGGAAUCUUAGAUGAAAUGACAGCUUUUCUGGCUGAUCAAGCGAAAAAUAAUGUGGCUAUCGAACACCUUAAAGGUACAGUGGACUCCAUUCCAGCAAAAGAAAGUGAAAAAGCAAGCAAUCGUGUUGUCAGAUUUGAAACCUUCAUUAAUCGUGACCCAAAAUUAAAGCAAAUGAUAGAAAUAAUGUCUGCAGAAUUAAAGAAACCUGUCAACAUCUAUUAUAAUCAACAUCACACUGAUGAUGUGGAACUGGAGGAGAAGAUUGUUUCUACUAGCCAGUUGCAAGAAGAAUACGCGAUCGCUUUUACUAGCGAUAUCUUCCAAUUUAUUCAAAGUCAUAAUGAUGGAUUACUCCUAUUGAAAUAUAUCCUGAGGCAGGAAUUAUAUAAAUUGAUUUGCCCUAUUGAUAAUGAUGGAAUCGACGAUUAUGGUAUAUUUUACGCAAAGAAAUUAUCCCAUAACGUUUAUGCCCAUUUAUUUGCCCUUAACAAUAUUUCAAAUCAGAAUUUAAAAGCAUUGAAAUAUGUUUAUUGCGAUUUUGUUAUAUCGGAAUUCGUAUCCGAAGAAAGAAGGAAAGCUAACCAUAAAUAUUAUCAAAUGUUACUUGCUAUUGCUAUCACUUACGAUGUCGAUCAAUCAAGUCUUAAAAUCCCUUGUACCAAUUUAACUAAAACAAAGUGUUCACUUUCAUUAGACAAUUUUACUUCGGUCGAUCCAAGUUUUCAGCAUAUAUUUCAAAUUUUAGAGCUAACUCAGCUUGUUAAUUACAUUGAUCAGUGCAUCGACGGCAGUGAUGAAGAAAAGUUGUUGAAAUGCAAAUGGAUAAAAGUUGUUUCCGCAGCUCGCAGUCAGAAUCAACUUACUCAUUCAGAUUCCUUAACUCCAAGCGAACUUAAAGACCGAAUUAAACGUACCUGUGUCAUUGCUUACGCCAUUAAAAUAACCAAGUGGAUUGAUAUUGUGGAUUAUUUAAAUGAUCUACUGGAAAUAAUGGAUUAUAACAAGUUUUAUCCUACCUCAUUGAUUGAUUUUAUCCUUUCUUUGUUUAAAGAGCGAUGGAAAAGCUAUAUCCCUGAAAGUUAUAGUUUACGAUGUAUUGGAUGGUUGGUCAAAAUAUUGAAUGGUAAUGAUGCGAAUUUGUCCUGUUUUAGUUUGCAAAUUUUAGUUGAUAUCAUUAGUCGUGAAAAGCAACCAGAAGUUUGUAGUAAGAUGAUGGACAUUGCAUUAACAUCAUUUCGCCGAUUAGGUUGUUAUCAACGACUGUGGAAUCAGCUAGAGAUGCCUUAUCAACGUCUAAUGCUAAGUUGCAUGGAUAAAUUUCGACAUCGGCUUGAUGGCAGCUUUUUGAGUCAAGAUGAUAUAACUCAUUUAGCUUGGAAAUUAAAAAUGCAAUGGUGUAUCAAUAUCUUUGAUCCUACAGAAUGGGCAAUUUGUUCUAAAGCUAAAGCUUUUAUUACUGUUUUCCAACUUUUUGGUAAUCGAUGGUCUGAGGAAUUUUACAAUCAUAUACAAAAAUGCAAUCAUGAAUUGUUUAAUGAUCUACUUCGAGAAUUAUCGGAAGCUGUACGCGAUCAAGCAGCUUCUAUCAUCAGUGAUUACAUGCAACUUCUGCAGAAUUUAGCCAAGCAUCUCUCUUACAAUAAUGGAAUGCUUCUGGUUAUCAUUCGAAAUUUGGCCUUUUUAUGUAGAAACUCCAACAAAUUUAAAGUUAUUGAUUUUAUUGGCUCAUUUCUAGAUCAUGAUUGGAAAACGAAAGCAAUGACUUGUCAAGUUUUCGCUUACUGGGUAUAUGCCACAAUCUAUGUGUCGUAUGAAGUAAAAAAUAAAAUUUUGCCUUGCAUUUUCAAGACUAUUGAUCGCAUGAAGAAUGAAGAGAUGAAAAGCGCUGCUAUCCUUAUUGCUUAUUAUAUUGCUUUGAAAAGGGCAGAUGAAGUUGCAGUUCAGGCCAUCAAUCAAAAAUAUGGCAAUAGUACUCGACGAAAUCUCUUCCGAAGAGAAAAUUUAUAUAAUAAAGUUAAGCAGUGGCUAAAAUGCAAGACGAAAGCAAAUGCUGAUGAAUUUAAUACUGCUAAUGCUCAUGAGAAUAUUCUUUUUCAGGAAUAUGCAGCAUUUGAUAGGCAUAUAAAUCAAUUUUACGAGACUGCUCAUCUGAAUGGUCUACAUAAUGCUUGCAAGAAUUUGAUUAUAAAUACAUAA
Molecule: messenger RNA, 2316 nt
Organism: Trichoplax adhaerens
Lineage: Eukaryota; Metazoa; Placozoa; Uniplacotomia; Trichoplacea; Trichoplacidae
Exons: 2
Coding region: 1-2316 (771 amino acids)
Source: RefSeq, a predicted model, not a curated record